Molecule: messenger RNA, 1194 nt
Organism: Orycteropus afer afer
Lineage: Eukaryota; Metazoa; Chordata; Mammalia; Tubulidentata; Orycteropodidae
Source: RefSeq, a predicted model, not a curated record
AUGGCAACAAUCAGACUGAAGCUUGGAAGGCAUAAUUUUCAUCCAUUAAAGAGGAGCAUUUUUUUGCUAUUGAAACUCAUAGCUGUUAUCUUUGCUAUGCUUCUAUUUUGUGAGUUUUUAAUCUAUUACUUAGUGAUCUUCCAGUGUAACUGGCCUGAGGUAAAAACCUCAGCCUAUGACGGGGAUCAGGGAACUCCUGAGCCCAUGCUGAAAGCUAUGUUCUUGGCGGAUACUCACUUGCUUGGGGAAGUGAAAGGCCACUGGCUGGACAAGUUAAGAAGGGAAUGGCAAAUGGAGAGGGCCUUCCAGACAGCUCUGUGGUUGUUGCAGCCUGAAGUGGUCUUUAUUCUGGGGGAUAUCUUUGAUGAAGGAAAGUGGAGCUCUUCCCAGGCCUGGGAAGAUGAUGUGCAGCGGUUUCAGAAAAUGUUCAGACACCCACAGCAUGUGCAGCUGAAAGUGGUUGCUGGAAACCAUGACAUUGGCUUCCACUAUCAGAUGAGCACAUACAAGAUAAAACGAUUUGAGAAAGUUUUCAAGUCUGAAAAGCUGUUUUCUUGGAAAGGAAUGAAUUUUGUAAUGGUGAACAGCGUUGCUCUGGAAGGGGAUGGCUGCAGCAUUUGUUCUGAAAUGGAGGCUGAACUCAUUGAAAUUUCUCACAAACUGAACUGCUCCCGAAAGCAGGCACCCCUUUCCAGUUGGUGUGGAGACAGGCAGCAGCUUCCGGCCUCAGCCCCAGUCCUUCUACAGCAUUAUCCACUUUACCGCACAAGUGAUGCUAAUUGUUCUGGGGAAGAUGCUGCUCCUCCAGAGGAGAAGAACAUCCCAUUCAAGGAGAGAUAUGAUGUGCUUUCUCAGGAGGCUUCACACAAGUUACUGUGGUGGCUCCAGCCACGCCUGGUGCUGAGCGGCCACACCCACAGCGCCUGCGAAGUGAUCCACAGUGGAGGAGUGCUUGAGGUCAGCAUCCCAUCAUUCAGUUGGAGGAACAGAAACAACCCUAGUUUCAUUAUGGGCAGCAUAACAUCCACAGAUUAUUCCCUCUCCAAGUGCUACCUUCCCCUUGAGGACACAGUCUUGGCCACCUACUGUGGAGCAACAGUGGUCCUCCUGGCUCUCGUACUGGCUCACUUUGAGCUUUUACCUUUGCCUUUCCUUUUUGGUUGGAACCUGGUUAAGAAGCAUAAGGGAAUGUGA